AUGGCGAUGGUUGGAACAAAGACGUUCGGCGAUAUGCCGAACAAAUUCCAGAUCGAAGAAGGAGGAGAGUAUUACUAUGUUGGUUCUGAAGUAGGAAAUUACCUGCGUAUGUUCAGGGGCUCACUGUAUAAGAAGUAUCCCUCUAUGUGGAGACGCCUACUCACUGUUGAAGAGCGGAAAAGAGUCGCAACUUUAGGUACUGGAGCGCCUGCUCUUGCCACGAAUAUCACCCUUCUGAAGGCUGUUGAGGUAGAUAACAUCUUAGAAGGCAAUGAUGACCAGUAUAAAGCUGUGUCCAUCAGCAGUGAUACCUCUUACACAAGAGACUCCAAAGCUAAGAGGAACACUUGGGUGACGACAGUACCAAGUAGUUCUCAUCACCUUGAUGCUGUGCCCUGUUCUACCUCCAUCAACAGGAACCGACUUGGCAAGUCAAAAGUCCGCACAUUUCCUCUCUGUUUUGACGAUACAGAUUCUCCACCGAAUCACGAGAAUGCCAAUCUGUCUGAGCAACUUGUACCAAUACGGCUAGAUAUGGAGUAUGAAGGACAGAAACUCCGAGAUUGCUUUACAUGGAACAAGAAUGAAUCCCUCAUCACACCUGAACAGUUUGCUGAGAUAAUGUGUGAUGAUUUGGAUCUCAACCCUAUAAACUUUGUACCGGCCGUGUCUCAGGCAAUUCGUCAGCAGAUUGAAGCCUUCCCUACAGAUAAUCUAUUAGAUCAACAAGCUGACCAGCGUGUCAUACUGAAGCUGAACAUACAUGUUGGAAAUAUAUCUCUAGUGGACCAAUUUGAGUGGGACAUGUCAGAGCCGGAAAACUCCCCUGAAGAGUUCUCUAUGAAACUCUGUGCUGAGCUUGGUUUGGGAGGCGAGUUUGUGACCUCUAUAGCGUACAGUAUCAGAGGACAGCUCAGCUGGCACCAAAGGACAUACGCCUUUAGCAGUGAAGCCCCACUGCCUACUGUAGAGGUUGCCAUCCGAAAUCAAAACGAGGCUGACCAGUGGUGUCCAUUCCUAGAGACCCUGACUGAUGCUGAAAUGGAAAAGAAAAUAAGGGACCAGGACAGAAACACAAGACGUAUGAGACGAUUAGCCAAUACAGCACCAUCGUGGUAGAAUCAGAAAUCUUAAAUUAUCCAUAUAGACUGACAAUGUAAACCCAUCAGAUGUGUUCAAAGUGGAAAAACUACAACAAUACUGCUACCAGGGAACCAAACAUUGAAGUUGUCAACUGAACUUUAGAAAGACUGGCCACCACAUGGAGAGUUGUAUACUAUACAAACAUCAGAUAUAUGGUAUCUGUACCGAGGCAAAAAGUAUCUUUACUUUUAGGCUCAGGUUUGGCCUAUCCUGCAGUUUGACAUUGGAUUAAAUGUUGCUAAUAUAAAAUGUCACUCGCAUGAUUUAGAUAAGAUUUAGAAAAUUUAUCAUAAUCAUCAAGUGCAAAGAAUGAAAAAAUUAAUUCAAGAAACUUUGCUGUGACCAAGACUAUAGUACUUUGAUGUAUUUUGAUCACUUUCAAAAUUUGCAUUUACCAGUUUUAUACAGAAAUUAUGUGGAAACGAACUGCAGACCAGUAUACUGUAAAUGUAUAUAUUUUGGUAAUUCUACUUUUGCACAUUUUAUGUUGAACAUAUUGCACCAAUCAUUGCUUGUUUUAAUUUCUAUUUGCGGAUUCUGUAAUGACUGUUGAUGUGAAUAUAAGGCCAUGAAGUGACAUACUGUAACUUGAUUGUGUCAAGUUAAGAAGGUUUGCUGUAUUAAUCUGAUUAUGGUUAUUGAAUUUAGAUAUUUUGUAAUUUUAAAUGAACACCGUUUUGAAACUGAUGAACCAUAGGACAUGAAUAAUGAGUGAUGUUCUGAUGAUUGUGGAUGUAGAUAGUAUAUAAGUAUCAAGAUCUGUUGAAGUCAGCUUCAGCUUAUAAAAAAGUAGAAUAUGGAACUUCUAUUUCUCUGCUUCAAAAGAUUUCACAUGAGUCAAUGUGUCUGUUUGUGUACAAGUGAGUGAGAAAGUUGUGUGCAGAAAGGUCAUGAAUUUUUGUCAAACUGAAAAUAAAUUAUACAUGUAAAAUCAA
Messenger RNA from Ylistrum balloti, 2078 nucleotides. Its product is annotated as SWI/SNF-related matrix-associated actin-dependent regulator of chromatin subfamily B member 1-like. The record is from RefSeq and is a predicted model, not a curated record. Gene Ontology annotation, cellular component: nucleus; nuclear chromosome. The coding region runs from base 1 to 1119 and encodes 372 amino acids. Gene Ontology annotation, biological process: regulation of transcription by RNA polymerase II; chromatin remodeling. Gene Ontology annotation, molecular function: transcription coregulator activity. Lineage: Eukaryota; Metazoa; Mollusca; Bivalvia; Pectinida; Pectinidae. The transcript has 10 exons.